AUGGGUUCUCUUUCCCCUCAAUCACCUUCCCAAUCAUCACAACAAAAUCCUCCCUCAAAUUGUGGCAUAUUUGCAUCAUUUUGCUCUAGAGAUGCAUCACCUAAUAGUAAAACCAACAUUUCCAACUGGAUAGAGUGUUACAAUCCAUCAAUCAAUGCCUGGCACCAUGUUACAAGAAUUCCAGGACUUAUUGAGAAUCAUGCGCUAAAGGAUUUCUCUAUGGUCUCCAUUGGUAACUCGAUUUAUAUAAUUGGUGGUCGGCUUUGUAAUAAGUUACCUGGCCAUGUCCAAGAUGAAGUAGACCUUGAAGUGCGAUCAUCAGUAUUACGUUAUAGUAUACGCGACAAGGAAUGGUAUAAGUGUGCCUCACUAAAAACUCCAAGGUUUGAUUUUGCAUGUACUGUAAGUGACAAUAAAAUCUAUGUUGCUGGGGGUAAGUGCAUGCUGACAUGUCCACGUGGAAUUUCAUCGGCUGAGGUGUAUGAUCCAGCAUUGGAUGAGUGGAAAACACUGCCUAAAAUGAGUUCAUUGAGGCACAAAUGUGUAGGAGUAACAUGGCAAGGGAAAAUCUAUGUGAUGGGAGGUUUUGCUGAGAGAGGGGACUCGAAUAAUACAGAAGGGCCUUGGCACACAUUGGAACGGAGUUCUGCUGAAGUGUAUGAUUCAGAGAGUGACAAGUGGGACCUUAUGUUGGGGAUGUGGCAACUAGACGUUCCACCUAAUCAAAUAGUAGCUGUGAAUGGCAAUUUAUUUAGCUCCGGGGAUUGCUUAAAUGCUUGGAAGGGUCAUAUUGAGGCUUAUGAUGGGAAACUCAAUAUUUGGAAUGAGGUUGAUGGAUCACAUUUGGAAACUCUAUCCUCUCCUGUUUCCACAUCAGAUGCCACAGAGGCAAACUGGCCACCCAUCCAACGGCUUUACCUCAGCAUGGCACCCAUUGGGACCCAUUUAUACUUCUUAGCAGGUUAUAGGAUGCCAGGUGAGAAAUCAAGAUCAAUGUCAGUUGUCCAUGUGUUUGACACAUCAGCAAACAAAUAUGGGUGGAGGAGCUUUGAACCUAUGGAGGAAGAAGGAGAAAAAGAACUCUGUAGUCAUUGCUGUGUAGCUAUACAGACCUUAUAGAGUGACCUAUAUCUGGAACUCUUAUCCUACAUAUUUUACUACUCCCAUUAUGAUACUGUUGUAAAACA
Molecule: messenger RNA, 1187 nt
Organism: Jatropha curcas
Lineage: Eukaryota; Viridiplantae; Streptophyta; Magnoliopsida; Malpighiales; Euphorbiaceae
Product: F-box/kelch-repeat protein At1g16250
Molecular function (GO): protein binding
Source: RefSeq, a predicted model, not a curated record